Trichobilharzia regenti is the source of this 711-nucleotide messenger RNA. The record is from the annotation of a GenBank genome assembly. Lineage: Eukaryota; Metazoa; Platyhelminthes; Trematoda; Strigeidida; Schistosomatidae.
AUGUUGAAAACUUUUACAAUUAGUUUUGAAAGUUAUAGUCAUUUGGCCAUCGAUAUUUACGAAUAUGAGAAAACUUUAACUCAAAGAUACAUACCCCUACCGCUAUCCAAAGAAUUUUUACACGGUUCAUCUGAUAACAUACCGGAAUUCAUUAAACAUACUAUGAAGGUCAUUGAUUUGACUUGUGUUUCAGGUUAUAUCACAGUAUUGGCUCCCAUAAAUAAACAUGAAUAUGAUCGAAAUGUUGACACAUUGACACAAGAUGAUGAUCAGCUGGCCUCCUCACCAGCUGGCGCAGAUUUUCCUUUGUUAAGUGAACAUGAAGAAAAUGAAUAUAAUUCGUCUGGAAAAGUUGUUUUAGAUGAAAAUGAACUAAUCACAAUUAUGAAUGAACGCAAGCCAAUUUAUUUUAUUACAUUACAAUUAGGCUUGCCUAUUUUUAAUACUGAAUUGAAUCGUGCAGUUUGUACACAAAUUUCUAAUCAAAACUUAUUAUCUACUACCAAUCGUGAUCAUAUAGUAGAUAAUAAUCGUCUUAUUGUUAAAGAAUUUGAGAAAUUCAUGUUGGAACACUGUUCAGCACUUUUACCUAAGCAAAAUCAAUGUAGUUAUUCAACACUUGUAACUAGUUUUGGUGGUAAUCUUCCUGAUACUUGGCCUCUUCCUACCAAGAAGUUGACUUAUGCCAACGGUACUUUGUCGUUUUCAUAA